UAAUUGAAGUGAAAGCGGUCAGUCCGUUGAUAGCCGCGAAAGGCGUGAAAGGUUUCAACGGUUGAGUACAGCAUGGUCCAGUGGUUCGAACCAGUGCUAUUGCUGGCAGCUCUGCUGGUGACCGCUGAAAGUUCAACUCGAAGAAACAAGUACGAAGUUAGUGUCAGACAUGGUCCGUUCGAAAUUCACCAGAGGCACGUGAAUGCAAAGCCUUUCAAGGAGCCGAAUCGAGACAAACCGGGGUCGAUCGGCCAAAACAAUCCUCAUAUUGGGUACCGAAGGGAAGUGUCACUUUCUGAAGAAAUCUAUGAGCCACGUAAGAAGGGACGAAAACGCGGUGAAAGAUGGGAUUCACGAGGGACAAAGGUUGAGAUGAAAGCCGAAAGUCACCAUCAGAAGUUUAAAGGUGAUCGUGGAAUGACUAGAACGAAGCAGGUAGGAUCGUGGAGUUAUUCGACGACUUAUGCGCCAACUACGGAAGCUAGUACGACCAAAAAUCCUGUGAAUGCUCCACCUUCACAAAUAUUUGGAGAGCGGAAUCCGGGAAGUGUGAGAAAACCAAUUACAACUCAACGAGCACCACAAGAAGAAAAUUGGAUUUCAAGCACGCCAGAGUAUCAAAACUUUGUGACAACUCAGCAUUCGAACGAUCCGAGUGUUGAACAGCAAGGAUUUGUGGCUGGAAAAAAUCCGCCUAAACCUAUCACCUUCUAUAAUACUCAGAGUGAAAGUUACGGAAGCAUCAGAACCCAAGGUGUUAAUCAGAACAAUGAAGAUAACGAUUUUCAACGAACGACUACUGUUCCCGAAACAAAUCACAAACUAACUAUUGUGAAUCCAGUGACCCCAAGUGUUCUGUUUAGAAAUCCCCAGUUACGAGUACCCUUUACUUUUGACAGCAUCGAUUCGGUUUCUUUCGAUCAAUCUUCGAAACCACAGGCAACAACUACGACAGCAACUACGACGACCACAGCGGCCCCAACAACUACCACAACGACGACCACCACACCUCCACCUCCACCACCACCUCCUCCUCCUCCACCAAUCACAACAGUUCCCAACUUCCGGCAAAAAAUUAAGCUUCCGGAAAACGAUAACGAAAAUGCCCUUUAUCUAUUGGUGAAGUAUGAAAAACCAAGAAACGGUGGACAGCCGAAAGCACAAGUUAUUGAAAUUUUAGGAGGCAAUACAAAAAUAUUGCAAAGCGGUGGACCCAAUCGAUCGAAAAAUGAUUUUGAUCUUUACCCAAAAAUGGAAGAAACGGUUCGGGAGACUUUGAAAAAUGUUCAUCUUAAUAGUGUUGAAGUCACUACUGCAGGCUAUGCAGUGGAAGAAAGUUUGGAAAGUGACGAGCAUAACCAGGUUGCAACACCACUUCCUUUGAAGGGAUUACCCUUGCGCGGAAACAAUCAACCAAGCCAAAACAGCUUACCUUCCGAGUUUCCGAAGCAACAGGAUCCACUAGCGCAAAAAUAUAUCCAGCAGCAGCAACGGUUGAACAGUUUCCGACAAAAUGUGCAGCCCACUGCGGCACUACCUACUCCACCACCAACCCAAAACAUUCAACAACCUGCUCCCAUUCAUACCCCGAUUGCGAUGAGCCCACAGGCCUUCCAAUCAAGUUUUAUCCUUCCCUCUGCAUUUUGGGGGCUCACCAUGCCUCAGAUGCAACAACAGCCUCAACCAAUGGCCUACAUGCAUCACAACGCGUUCCGCAUUCAACAUUUGACCGGACCACAACAGUUCAACAAUAACCAGCAAUCAAACCAAAUAAAACUAGAGGAUCAAGGUGAUCCACGAGUUCAGCUAGAUCGUAUUUCCAAAAACCCCGUUCAAGAGCCAAAUGGAAAUGCCCUACAACAGCAGGAAUCUGGGUCAACCGAACAAAGUGGCGAACCCGGACUGCAAAAUAGUUAUGGGGAUUACGUCCGUAAUGGCUACCAUAACUACGAUAAGGAGAAGGGAGCACGCCGUCCAGAUGUUGAAACUACAGACCAGGCGGAACCUUCGAGAGAAGCCUUAAACAUUACUACUGACCCGCUGGAGUUGACAAAAGCUAUAGUCAGUCAGCAUGGUGGUUUAACCAUAGACCAGUUUAAUCAAUUGUUCAAAGAUUAUCUGGAUAAAGAGUUAACAGAAAGCGAUCUGGAUAGCUACGAGAAGAUAGAAGAUGAUGGUUUUGGGCGAAAUUCACAAGGUGGACAAGCAAUCUCUGCCAUGGUGGAAAGCGGAGAAUCGCUUGAACAGCAACAACAACAGCAACAACAGCAACAGCAGCAACAAGAACAACAAGAUGACUCAGGUGAAAUGUCCGGAUCUGCCGAGGGGGGUGACCGUAUUCGAGUGCAGAUCAACAAAACUGGAGGUCGGCAGGAACCAAUCGUAAAAAUCGGAUACGGAAGCUCCAAAUCUCACCAGGGUGUGUACAAAUCACCCAAGUUUUUCGAAAAGCUCAAGGAAAGUAGCCGUGAAGAGGAAGAAACGGAACAAUGGGAAACUGCAGAUCCCUAUGAAGGACUCGACCCCAGCGCAUUCGAAGGAAGUCCCAUAUUCGGAUAUCCAGCUCCAACUGACCCACAGCAAGGAAACAACCAGAAUCUCGAGGAAUCUCAGCGACAGCAGGAGCAGCAGGAGAAUAGCGUAAGUGACGAACCUACCAACAGUGGCCAUCAUGGAGGACUAAGUUAUAUUAAGUUCGAAAAAUUUAACUAACAUAGACUGAAAGCUAACCAAAAGCUAACGAAAUGUUAAACUAGUGCUAGUUGCAGUUGUUAUUUGUCAAUAAAUUGAAACGAAACCUUAUCAAACUCGAAUCAAUGCCCUUUUGGUUUCUUUCACGUUUACCCACCAUGUUAAGGAAUACCAAUGAGGAAGCAAGCGAGCGCACAUCUUGUUCAAUUCAUAUUCAGACCACAUACGGUUCGAUACGCAUGCUCUACUUCGCGUUCGAUAUGCCGAGUAAGGCUAUUUACAUGAUACCGGUAGGGGCUUUUACUUGCUAAUGAAAGUAACAUCACGCGUUCAAUGUUAUGCUUUUGUUCGAUGCGGCUUAAUUGAAUUGAAUGUUUAUUAAGAUAUUUAUGCAAUAUUUAUGAUCGGAGUCGAAAUAUAU
Aedes albopictus (Asian tiger mosquito) is the source of this 3112-nucleotide messenger RNA. RefSeq lists its product as uncharacterized. The record is from RefSeq and is a predicted model, not a curated record. The transcript is spliced from 2 exons. Bases 73 to 2712 code for a protein of 879 amino acids. NCBI's taxonomy places the organism in Eukaryota, Metazoa, Arthropoda, Insecta, Diptera, Culicidae.